Messenger RNA from Tetrahymena thermophila SB210, 330 nucleotides. Its product is annotated as transmembrane protein, putative. Lineage: Eukaryota; Ciliophora; Oligohymenophorea; Hymenostomatida; Tetrahymenidae. The transcript has a single exon. The record is from RefSeq and is a predicted model, not a curated record.
AUGAAAACAAGCAAUUUGAUUUUGAUAUUAGCAAUCUUUUCAAUAUUGAUUGUUACUACAAGUGGUAUGGGCUUCUACUAAAAUUAGCUUAAAGGAUAAUUUACACAGAUACCUUGUCUACAUAUUGAGGAGAAAAUAGAUGAAAAAGAGAGAACCUAGUUUCACGCAUUCAAUUACUGUUUAAGCAGCAGAAGAUUUAAAUUUUCAAUGAAAGAUUCAUUAGGAAAUGAAUAUUAAUACUAAUCAAUUUGUAUUCCUUCUGGGCAAAGGAAUCAUUUAGAAAAAUACAAUCAAGAAGAUUUUUUUUAUGGUGUUUCUGAAGAUUGUUGA